UUCGCCGAAACUGGGUCGAAAUUGGAAACCAAAGCUUUGACUGGAACUUUCCAGGAAAGCUCUACUUCCCCAAACCUUUCCCCCCAUUCAGUGACUAACCGAAUUUUAAAUUGAAAUUUAUUGGCAUAAAAGUUUUUCCUAAAAUCUUUAAGUAAUGCAAUGUGGAUUCGCUUUUCUCGAAGCAGGAGCCGUUAGAAGUAAAAAUUGUACAAAUAUUCUAAUUAAAAAUGUUUUGGAUUCGCUUCUCGGAAUUCUUGGUUAUUGGGCAAUUGGAUGGGCUUUGGCCUAUGGACCUAAUUCAAACAAUUUUCUUGACCAUUUUUUCGGAUUUAGCCAAUUCUUUGUUAUUGGUCUACAAAAUUAUGCAAAAUUCUUUUUUCAAUUUGUUUUUGCUGCUACAGCUGCUACAAUAAUUUCUGGGGCGGUUGCGGAAAGGGCAGAAUUUGCUUGUUUUUUAACCUACUCACUUUUAAUUACUUCAUUUUGUUACCCUAUACUAACACAUUGGGGAUGGACUCCAAAUGGAUGGAUGGCUAGAGGGUUUGACCCAAGCCUUGGACUUGAACAACAUUUAUUCGAAAAUAAUACAUUAAACAACAAUAGUAGUGAAACAAACAUUACAACAAUUACAAACACAACAACAACAUUCAGAACAACUUAUGUUGAUUUUGCUGGGUCUGGAAUGGUAAUAGUAUAUAGAAAUCAGAAUAAAAACAAAACAUAA
Molecule: messenger RNA, 724 nt
Organism: Meloidogyne enterolobii
Lineage: Eukaryota; Metazoa; Nematoda; Chromadorea; Rhabditida; Meloidogynidae
Source: the annotation of a GenBank genome assembly